AUGACUUCAGUGACCAGAUCAGAAGACCAGGAACCAGUGACGUCCGGGACUCAGGAUCAUCGACUGCAACCAAGCCUCAACACUUUGGAAGCACUGCCUAGCUCCUCUGCCUCCCUGGAGAUGAUGACUCAAGGCAUUUCAAAGGAAAAAAAUCACCUUGACAGGAGCCCUGAAGAAGGGGAAAGUUGUGAUGCCAACUACCAGGAGAGACUUCACUUGAUGUUUUCUCAUUUGUCCCCUCAAGAACGGUCUGUCCGUCAAGACAGGAGGCAGUCCUGGCGACGAGCAAGUAUGAAAGAAACAAACCGACGGAAGUCACUGGCUCCCUUUCACCCGGGCAUCACAGAGCUCAGCAGGUCCAUCAGUGUGAAGUUAGCAGAAAGCAAGCGGCUUGGUGCUCUCCUGCUCUCCAGCUUUCAGUUCUCGGUUGAGAAGCUUGAACCUUUCUUAAAAAGUAACAAGGACUUCAGCCUAGAGUGUUUUAGAGCGAAAGCAUCUUCUCUCGCUGAAGAAUUGAAACAUUUUACAGAUGGUCUGGAAAGUGAUGGAACUCUACAAAAAUGUUUUGUUGAAGAUUCUAAAGAAAAAGAAGCAGAUUUUUCACUGGAAACAUCAGUAGCUGAAGUGAAAGAAUAUAUAACAAAGUUCUCCUUAGAACGCCAGGCCUGGGAUCAGCUCCUGCUACAGCACCAGCAGGAGGCUCCGCCUGAAGAGACGCCCAGAGUAUCAACUGAAACCGAAGUCACGGAAGUCAAAGUGGAUUCUACAGCAUAUCUUGGGUCUUCCCAGAAGGAAGUCCUUAAUACAAAGCCUGACUACCAGAAAAUAGUCCAGAGUCAGAGCCACGUCUUUGCCUGUAUGGAGUUAGUGAUGGACGAGCUGCAAGGAUCCGUGAAGCAGCUGCAAGCCUUUAUGGAUGAAAGUACCCAGUUCCUCCAGAAGGUGUCAGUACAGCUCAAGAAGAGAAGCAUGGAGCAAUUAGACUCUUCACCUGCUCGGAAGCUGCUCAAGCUCCACCUACAGCGCUCCUCUAGCACACAGUGAGCAGGGCCUUAUUGGAGUCUUACCUG
Molecule: messenger RNA, 1070 nt
Organism: Acomys russatus (golden spiny mouse)
Lineage: Eukaryota; Metazoa; Chordata; Mammalia; Rodentia; Muridae
Gene: Dsn1
Product: DSN1 component of MIS12 kinetochore complex
Exons: 10
Coding region: 1-1044 (347 amino acids)
Biological process (GO): mitotic sister chromatid segregation; cell division
Cellular component (GO): MIS12/MIND type complex
Source: RefSeq, a predicted model, not a curated record